Molecule: messenger RNA, 1297 nt
Organism: Anopheles moucheti
Lineage: Eukaryota; Metazoa; Arthropoda; Insecta; Diptera; Culicidae
Gene: Capa
Product: cardio acceleratory peptide 2b
Exons: 3
Coding region: 1-522 (173 amino acids)
Biological process (GO): neuropeptide signaling pathway
Molecular function (GO): neuropeptide hormone activity
Source: RefSeq, a predicted model, not a curated record
AUGCUGGCCAGUUCGCAAGUGAAGCCACCGGUGUACGUAGCAUUCGUGCUGGUGCUAUUGGUCGCCACCAUACUGCAGCUGUGCCAGGCGGAAGCGCCCGAGUUUGAGUCCGGUGGACGUGUGAGCAAGCGUGGUCCAACCGUUGGUUUGUUUGCGUUUCCACGUGUCGGCCGCAGCGAUCCGGACCUGGGACUCGACUGGGAAUCGUCCGCCAUGCUGCCGAUGGAGACGGGCGAUGAUUACGAAGAUUACCCGAUGAAGGAGAUGAAGCGUCAAGGGUUGGUGCCGUUUCCGCGUGUUGGGCGCUCCGGCAAGUCGGAGCUGGCGAUGGCGGCCGCCCGUUACUGGCAGGCGGCCCGUAACCUGCAGCAGCAGCAAAGCAUCGCGAAGCGGGCCGGCGGUUCGGGUGCCAACAGUGGCAUGUGGUUCGGGCCACGGCUGGGCAAACGGGGACACUUCGGUGCCGUGCCGGUGCCAAGCGGUAGCAGCGAGCAGCAGCUGGUGAAAGGUGAACAGCUGUAAACGGGAUGCAUCAACCGCCCGCACCUGCAUGAUUUGUUUUUCCCCCGUUCAUCCCGAUACUGUCCCAUUCCCUGCUCCAGUGUUUGGUGUUUUGUUGAAGAAUCAAUGUGACUACUACUACUACUUGACGUACGCUGAUGCUGUUCCUGUUGACGUCCCGAAAAUAAUGUUCCCGUUUGGAUUGGCUAACUCAUAAUGGAUGGUUCAGCGAGAAGAGGUGUUCCGCGUGUUUCUCUGGUGUUCUAGAUGUUAUAUUAUGAGAUCGUUCCUUGUGUGAGCCUAUAGCGCAUCCGGAGCAGAACGUCAACCAGGGUAUGGUGAUCGAGUUUGUAGGUUUCUUGCUUUGCGUACAACAACGUUGAAGGCUGGCAGGCAAAUGAGGGGAAUACUUACCUCGCUGUUCGAUUCCAUCAGUUGCCUGACGUGUUUACGCAACCCUAUAGCACGCACAACACAAUCGAUUUGUUGCAAUACGUUUCGUUUAAACGUUAAGUUUCCGAUUCCAUCAAUAAUCACCACAAUAGACGUAUUCGACCCUUAAUGGAUGUUAACAGUAUCCUUACAAAAAACUCUCUCUAUGGAAAGGAGGUUGGCAAUAUAAGUAGCGAGAGCAGCGGACACAUAAUACAACAAAAAAAAAGGUACUAAUAUUAUUAGCUGACAGCAAACUGCACGCGGUGGAGAAAAAUGGCAGACAAGAAAAUCAAUAAAAACAAAUGAAAUGUUGUUCAACUACGAAUCAAGCUGGUGUAAAUAAAACUUAAACGUAAAUAUG